AUGUCCAGAAGAUACGACUCGAGAACCACCAUCUUCUCGCCCGAGGGCAGGCUGUACCAGGUGGAGUAUGCGCUGGAGGCAAUUAACCACGCAGGAACGGCCAUCGGCGUGAUGGCCAAGGACGGCGUGGUUCUUGCGGCCGAGAGAAAGGUGACAAGCAAGCUGCUCGAGCAGGACACCAGCGCAGAGAAGAUGUACGUGCUGAACGACAAGACGGUGUGUGCGGUGGCCGGAAUGACCGCAGAUGCCGGAAUUUUGAUCAACAGCAUCAGAUACUCGGCACAACAGUACCUCAAGACGUACGGCGAAGACAUCCCCAUCGAGACGCUUGUGAAGCGGAUCUGCGACGUGAAACAGGGCUACACGCAGCACGGAGGCCUGCGGCCGUUCGGCGUGUCGUUUAUUUUCGCAGGCCACGACGAGAGGUACGGGUUCCAGCUGUACACGAGCAAUCCGUCUGGAAACUACUCUGGGUGGAAGGCCACGAGCAUCGGAGCCAAUAACACGAGCGCGCAGACGCUGCUGAAACAGGACUACAAAGACGGCAUGACACUCGAAGAGGCGCAGAAUCUCGCAUUGAAGGUUCUGAGCAAGACCACCGACAGCAACAAGCUGACCAGCGAGAAGGUGGAGUUCUCGACCAUUGGCCUGGACGCCGACGGCAAGCUGCAGCUCAGAAUCUGGACUCCCGAGCAGAUCGAGAAGCUGCUCAAGGAGAGCGGCGUGAUGACCAGAGACGAGGAGGGGGAGGAAAGCUGA
Ogataea haglerorum is the source of this 759-nucleotide messenger RNA. RefSeq lists its product as uncharacterized. The transcript has a single exon. The record is from RefSeq and is a predicted model, not a curated record. Gene Ontology annotation, biological process: ubiquitin-dependent protein catabolic process. Lineage: Eukaryota; Fungi; Ascomycota; Pichiomycetes; Pichiales; Pichiaceae. Gene Ontology annotation, cellular component: cytosol; proteasome core complex, alpha-subunit complex; proteasome core complex. The coding region runs from base 1 to 759 and encodes 252 amino acids.